Triticum aestivum (bread wheat) is the source of this 1658-nucleotide messenger RNA. Its product is annotated as heat shock 70 kDa protein BIP2. Gene Ontology annotation, biological process: endoplasmic reticulum unfolded protein response. Bases 83 to 1441 code for a protein of 452 amino acids. Lineage: Eukaryota; Viridiplantae; Streptophyta; Magnoliopsida; Poales; Poaceae. The record is from RefSeq and is a predicted model, not a curated record. Gene Ontology annotation, cellular component: endoplasmic reticulum chaperone complex. Gene Ontology annotation, molecular function: ATP binding; ATP-dependent protein folding chaperone. The transcript has 4 exons.
CAUAUAUAGUACUGAUGUACAACCGUCGGGUAGCACUCGGAUAACUCGGAUCGCCAGAACACGACGAGAAACAGAAACUCCAAUGGCGGCGGCUCGUCCGGUCCUCUACCACCUUGGUGUUCUGCUGUUCCUGGCCAUGGCGGCAUCGGGAGCGGCGGCGUUCGGCCUCCCGCGAGGCGUGUCGCCUGCCUACUGCGCCAACGAGUUCCUGCAGUACCAAGGGAUCUCGCAGAACGAAAAGGCCGCCAUCCACCUCGGCAACACCAAGUCCUGCAUCGCCGGCUACGGAGGCCGACUGGAUCCCUACACCGCGUACCAGCUCUGCAUCCCCUCCUGGGUUGCCUUCACACACAACGGCACCCUCGUCGGAGAGGCCGCCAUAAACCACGCCGCCGUCAGCCCCGGGACGGCCGUCUCCGGCUUCAAGCGACUCCUCGGCAUCAGGAUGUAUAACGAGAUGGUGAAGAGGGAGGCAGAGCUAGUGCCGUACCAGUUCACCGAAGAGCUGGGAAGAUGCGGCAUCCAGAUGGAGACCGAGGAAGGCCACGUGAUGAAUUUCCUUCCCGAGCGUGUGGCCGGCAUCCUCAUUGCCGAGCUUAAGAAGAUGGCGGAGGCGCGCCUGGGCCGUGAGAUCGAGAGCGCCCUUGUCACCGUCCCCGGGCACCUCAAUGGUGCCCAACGGAGUUCGUUCAGGAGAGAAGCUGCGCGGUUGCACGGUGGGUUCGGUGUCGCCAAGGUCGUCGACGAGCAGGUCGCGGCGGCCGCGGCAUAUCGCCUUUACGAGAAGAGGGGCGACGGCAAGGUCGUCCUCGUCUUCCAUCUCGGUGGCCGCACAAGCCAUGCUACAAAGUUCAGAUUCAAGGAUGGCACGGGUCGUCUCCUCGAGGAACGCCAUGAUGCCUACCUCGGCGGUGACGACUUCACUGACAGGGUUGUGGAUUACUUCGUGGAGCUGAUCAAGGAGAAGCAUCACCGGGACAUCCGUGGGGACGAGGGCGCUCUCAAGAAGCUGAGGGCACACUGCGAGAGGACCAAGAAGCUACUGAACGACCGAGAAGGCGUUCUUAUGAACAUCGGACCGGUUCUCGGCCAAGGCGCAGAUAUCUACGAGGAGCUCACGCGGGCCAAGUUCGAGGAGCUGAACCGUGACCUCAUGGAGAGAGCACUGGAAAUAGUGGACACGGUGGUGAUGGGAGGUGCUCCCACUUCCCAGACGCAGAGCUGCAAGGACGCCAUCGACGAGGUCAUUCUCGUCGGCGGCAGUGUGAGGAUCCCCAUGGUUGGGCAGCUCCUCGAGGAUUACUUCAAUGGUAGAGGGCUAAUCAGGGACGAGGACGCGGUAAUCCGCGGCGCUGCUCUUCUGUCCCGCCCCGAGUCUGCUAGGUAUGUGGACGAAUGCUACAAUGGGGGAGUUUCGGGGCCUCUCUGGUUGGCAAAAUAAACACACAAAUAGGGCAUGAAGGCAUAUGCAGUACAGAUACAUAGCGUUUUUGUAACAUUGGCAAUUUGAUUUGGGCAGGAAAGAUGAGUCCCAGUUGCCAGUGCUAUCAGUUUAUACAUAUACGGUACUGGUUGAUAAGGUGGUCUUCUCUUAUGUGUUCCAUGUUAUUUAGAGAGAGAGAAAAAGAAAAAAGUCAAUUUUACUCCCCUCAAGAAAA